AUGCCCAUCCAAACACUCAAUUCGGACUUCAGCACCACUUUCAUCAUGCUUAGAGUUUUCACCGAAAACAGUAUCCACCGAAUCAACCUCUUUGCUACCGAACACUGGCACCGAGACACGAGCUUUACGGUUGCCGCCGGCAUGCGCGUCAUUACGGAGGGCAGCCAUGGACCGCGAGGCGACUUCUUUAAUUUUAUCCACUUUCUUAAUGCCGUGCGCGGCAUGGCGAGCAGCCGCCACGCGAUGCGGGAGCUUGACUUGAUAGUCAGUGUCUUUGACCGUGACCUCGUCACGUUCCAGAGUGCAUUGGAACGAGGAUCUGCGGACCGUGUUCCCCAGUGUGCUCAACGCGAUGCCAUUGCAGCAGUCUACACCAUUAUAAAUGGGGAGCAACGCGAGCGGUUUGAUAUAACCUCGUGGUAUAUUGAGCAGAUCGAGAAGGCUAUUUAUGGGGAGGACGAUUCCAUUUACGUUUCCUCUGACAGUGGGACCGAUGACAUGCCACUUUUGGAAGGCGAGAACGAGGCCAGGGAUGAAGGCGAGCCGGAACAGGAUGUCACAGAGGUGAUUCCAGACAGUGGUUUGCAGUGGGGCAUUAGGAGCGGGCGUCGGGUGUAA
Molecule: messenger RNA, 618 nt
Organism: Psilocybe cubensis
Lineage: Eukaryota; Fungi; Basidiomycota; Agaricomycetes; Agaricales; Agrocybaceae
Exons: 2
Coding region: 1-618 (205 amino acids)
Source: RefSeq, a predicted model, not a curated record